UUGAAUUAAUCUGGCAAAGUUGUGAGAAUGAAUAUACAAGUGAGUAUUCACCAGAAUACAAGUUUUCAUCUCCAAAGGUUGGAGUGACACUUGACAUUCCUGAUUCUUAUAAUUAUCGAAGAGAAAUGUUAUCUAGUUUAUGUGAAUAUGGCAGAAAAUGGAUUUUAUUGGCAAUGAUGCAAACACCAUCAGAAAUUAGAAUAUUACUUCAGGAUUAUCUUGCAGAAGUAGAUCUAUGCUACUCAGAAAAUGUGGUACACAUGGGUAGAUCAAUUGCAAUUGAUGUUGCAAAAACGUCUUCAAAGGCUGAUCGUGAAAUAUUUCCUUAUGUUCUGAAUACAGCUACAGACAAUAUAUCUGAGUUUAUGAAAGAUUAUACUUCUCAACGAUAUUAUUCUGGGCAAAUAAUAGGUGCACAACGUUGGUUGACAUUACAAGCAAAUGAAGGUGAAAAUCUUGAAAAAUUACCCAUUAAGAUUGUAGAAAAUGUUUUGGAAAAACAGAGUCAAAAGAUAAAGAAUUCAUUAGCUAACCUUGAAAAAAAAAUUAAUGAUGGUGCACAUGUUUCUUUGAAGGAACUAAAUCAUUUGAUGCAUUUAGCUUCCAAUAUAAUUAUUGAAUUACCAAAGGCAGAUGAAGAUCUUAUUCAUUAUUUAAUUUGGAUUCCUAUAUAUAUUUUCACACCUGAUUCUCUUAAACUUGCUAAAUCUGUCUGGAGUUGGGUAAUUAAUGAGAGAUCAUCUUUCGAGAAAAAAAUCAUGGUAGAAAUUACGAAUGGAUGGGUUUGGGCAAUGAAACAUCACAAAGGAUUAUUUUCUCCUUUAAUAAAGGGUCCAUUUGUAAAUAAAAUGCAAUAUGCACCUUCUGACAAGGCCACACAGGAAAAAACCAAUAAAAUUGCAAGGAAUUUAUUCAGUCCACAUCUUAUCUGGAUAAAUUUCUUGGCUGAUCGUUUCCAAGCCUUUCAUUAUAGAAGUACUGAAUUAGUACAACUUUAUAUCAGACUUUUUCUAAAAACAUUAAAUGCAUCCAGCACUUUGAGCAAUCAUACUCUAUCACUUGAAGGAAGACUACAAAUUCUUAUUAACGGGUUUAAAUUAAUACAAUCUCAUCAAUUGGAGGCAUCAACUGAAUAUAUUUUUCGUAGAAGCCUUUUUGGUUCAGCUUUUAAUUGGUUUUCUUUGCCACCAAGAUGGCCUUAUGGUGGUAAUAAAAGAUGCAUGAUUAUAGAGUAUAAACUUUUAAUUGAAUUAUACAAAUUGGUGGAGAUUGAUAAACCUGAAUUAAAUGAAAUUUUAUCAGCUAUACCAAAAAAAUAUUUACAAUACAAUUUAUCAAAUAUCUCAACCUCUCUGAUAGUAAAUGGUGACAAAACUAAAGAUGAAAUACUGAAAAUAUUUUCAAAAUCUAAGAAACUUUUACUUGUACUGCUUGAAAGUGAAAUUGCUAAUUUUGCAACUUGGAUAAAUCCAUUAAAUAUUCCAAGCACUAAUAAAGAAUCAACUUCACCUAAUGUUCUUUCAGACGAUUCUUGGCAAGAUGUUGUCCAACAUGCAUGGUCAAUUUCACCACGAUUAGCGAUCCAAUUGGCCAAUCGUUUCAAGCAAGUUGUGAUUCAAUCAGAAUUACAAAAGAUAAUGACAAGUAAAAUUAUUGAAGCAGUCAAUAUAUCUGAAGCAUUGCCUUUAUUGCUUGGUGAUAAAUUGAACCAGAAUGUUCUACCACAAUUAAAAUACUUAUUAUAUUGGGCACCUGUUCCCCCAAUUACGGCAAUCACAUAUUUUUCACCUGCUUUUAACAACAAUCCCUUAAUAUUGCAAUAUGCAAUGCGGGCUUUAGAGUAUCAUCCAGUUGAUGUAGUAUUUUUUUAUAUACCACAAAUUGUACAAGCAUUACGAAAUGAUUUUUUAGAUUCAAUAAAACCAACAUUAGAACGUAUUAUAAAAAACAUUACUGAUUCUUUAUCUGGUAAAGAUAAAGAAUUUUAUGAACGUGAAUUUACUUUCUUCAAUAAUGUAACAUCAAUAUCAGGGAAAUUAAAACCAUUUAUUAAAAAAUCCAAGCCCGAAAAAAAGAAAAAGAUUGAUGAAGAAAUGGCCAAGAUUAAGGUAGACGUAGGUGUAUAUUUACCAAGUAAUCCAGAAGGAAAAGUAAUUGGUAUUGAUUACACAUCAGGACGACCAUUGCAAAGUCAUGCAAAGGCACCGUUUAUGGCAACAUUCAAAAUCAGAAAAACAAGACAUGAUUCAGAGGAAUCCAAAUUAAAUAAUGAAUAA
Molecule: messenger RNA, 2276 nt
Organism: Entrophospora sp. SA101
Lineage: Eukaryota; Fungi; Glomeromycota; Glomeromycetes; Entrophosporales; Entrophosporaceae
Source: the annotation of a GenBank genome assembly